Rhododendron vialii is the source of this 1483-nucleotide messenger RNA. Its product is annotated as protein EXORDIUM-like 2. The record is from RefSeq and is a predicted model, not a curated record. Bases 518 to 1483 code for a protein of 321 amino acids. Lineage: Eukaryota; Viridiplantae; Streptophyta; Magnoliopsida; Ericales; Ericaceae. The transcript has a single exon.
AUGUAUAUGCAUGUAAAUUAGGGAAAUCUCUUACCCUUUUUUUUUGAACAGCAAAGAAAAUUUUAUUAGAUAAAAGAGAUAAGGAAACAGUACAUAAGAAGGCUAGAGUGAAAUAGCAUCACUUAUUUUCCAGAAGUUGAUGAUUGUUGGGCAGAUCAAUCAUUUGAAUGGGACCAUGAUAAAGUGAAAGUCUACUGAGUCUAAAUAAUCAAUACCUGCUAGCGAAUCCACUGUACAGUAGUACUAUACAUAAAUACUGUAUGAUUUAGAUUGGAAAAAGGAUUGAUUACCAGAAGAAAAUGGCUCCAUCACCUUUUGUUUGGUAAGGUAUUCAUUAGAAGAGUAAGAAGUCCAAGACUCUCUUAACACUGUUGUUCGACAAUCAUAAACCAACCACCCCUAAGUUAAUCUAAUAACAAGUUUCUGCCCUCUAUAAAUAGACACUUAAAGCCAUAACAUAACACACAACAGUCUUGAUUCACAAACAAAAAACAACCUUAACCAAAGAUUAGCCAAAAUGCGCUUGAAGUAUCUUCUUAUUCUCCUUCCAUUGGCCAUGGCCAUUGCCUUGGCUAUAACCCCCUUUUCACAGGGGCUUGACCAUAAUCUCAACCACCCCUCUUCUUUAGUACCACCAUCCACUGUACUGAAUUACCAUGGUGGUCCGCUCCUGACCGGACCAAGCAGCAUCAAUAUCUAUCUGAUUUGGUACGGAACCUUCUACAAAAAAGACAGAACACCCAUCACCGAUUUCUUCGCUUCCUUUGCCCCUCCUAGGGGAAUCAAUUCCACCGUUUUGACAUGGUGGAAUACGAUUCUAUCGUACAAAGACAAGUCCGGAAACCCAGUCUCCGGAACAGUCAAAUUCGCCAAACAACUCGGUGACGUAAAAUACUCACUUGGGAAGCAUAUCAAGCGAGCCCAAAUACGAAACUGUGUAAAAAACAAGAUAGACACGGGAAAAUUACCUUAUGACCAUCAUGGGAUAUAUCUGGUUUUGACUUCUAAAGAUGUGACUGUAGACCGAUUCUGCAUGGAUUCAUGCGGUUUUCAUGGAGGAAUCAUGACAUUGGCAAAGAGGAGAGUCGUCUAUGCACAUGUUGGAGACCCCCAUGUGCAGUGCCCUGGGCUGUGUGCAUGGCCAUAUGCGAUUCCUGCUUAUGGCCUGCCGGGCCAGGCCCUUGUGGCACCUAAUGGGAUCGGGUCUGAUGGGAUUAUUAUCAACGUUGCGACGAUUCUUGCUGGAGCCGCCUCCAACCCAUUAAAGUCUGGUUACUUUCAAGGCGAUGCCUUGGCACCACUGGAGGCUGUCACAGCAUGUCCGGGGAUUUUUGGUGACGGAGCUUAUCCAGGGUAUCUGGGUGACUUGAAGGUGGAUAAAAUAAGCAAGGCAAGUUACAAUGCUUAUGGUGUCAAUGGCCAGAAGUUCCUUCUUCCGGCUAUGUGGGACCCACUGCAUGUCCACUGCAAGGUUGUCGCAUGA